Plasmopara halstedii is the source of this 3891-nucleotide messenger RNA. RefSeq names its product 5-oxoprolinase. The coding region runs from base 1 to 3891 and encodes 1296 amino acids. The record is from RefSeq and is a predicted model, not a curated record. The transcript has 3 exons. Gene Ontology annotation, cellular component: cytosol. Gene Ontology annotation, molecular function: 5-oxoprolinase (ATP-hydrolyzing) activity. Gene Ontology annotation, biological process: glutathione metabolic process. Lineage: Eukaryota; Oomycota; Peronosporomycetes; Peronosporales; Peronosporaceae.
AUGCGAGUGUUUCGCUUCGCCAUAGAUCGUGGGGGGACCUUUACGGAUGUAUACGCCGAAAUGGAUGUAUUGGACACUCAAGGAAACAUCGUGGACGUUAUUCCUAAGGUCAUAAAGCUUCUAUCGGAAGAUCCAGCCAAUUAUCCAGACGCUCCUCGAGAGGGUAUUCGCCGCGUGUUAGAAUCCAUGACGGGUGUCCCGCAUCCACGCGAUCAGCCCGUGGAUACAUCGAGAAUCCAGAGUAUUCGCAUGGGUACAACAGUGGCUACUAACGCAUUGUUAGAACGCAAUGGGGAACGCACAGUUUUAGUCACCACGAGCGGCUUCCGCGAUAUGCUGUAUAUUGGCAAUCAAUCCCGUUCUAAAAUAUUUGAUCUUGAGAUUAACAUGCCCGAUACAUUGUACGACUCGGUGAUUGAGGUGGACGAGCGUCUUCAGCUAAUAAACAAUGAAAAGGAUCGACUCCCAACGGAUGAGAAAGGAGUCAGUGGCGAUUACAUUCGUGUCUUAAAAAAAUUAGACGUUGAAGAUGUAACUAGAAAGCUUCAAAAUGCACGAAAUGACGGAAUCGAAAGUGUCGCGAUUGUAUUGCUGCACUCGUACACGUUUCCGCGACAUGAGAAAACGAUCCAUGAAAUUGCAUCUCGACUAGGUUAUUCACAGAUCUCAUUGUCGUCUGAAGUGAUGCCGAUGAUUAAAGCAGUUCCACGUGGAUUCACUACUUGUGCUGAUGCGUACUUGACGCCAGUGAUCAAAAAAUAUGUAGCGUCAUUCUGUGAUGGUUUUGGUGAAGGAUUGGAAAAGGUGAACAUAAGUUUCAUGCAAAGUGAUGGAGGUCUUGCGCGUAUGAAGCACUUUUAUGGCCACCGCGCCAUUCUGUCGGGUCCAGCCGGGGGUGUCGUGGGUUAUGCUCGUACGACACGGCCACCUGAGGCGUCAAAUAAAGCUUCCGCAGUGAUUGGCUUCGAUAUGGGCGGCACUUCGACCGAUGUAUCGCGUUUUGACGGCAAGUUUGAGCAUGUUUUGGAGAGUGUGACGGCCAAUGUGACGGUACGAGCACCACAGCUUGAUAUUCAAACGGUAGCGGCUGGUGGUGGAUCGCGACUCUUUUACAAAAAUGGGCUUUUUCUUGUGGGACCUGAGUCAGUUCGUGCACAUCCUGGUCCUGUUUGUUACCGUAAAAAUGGCUAUCUUAGUGUCACGGAUGCUAAUCUUGUGACAGGACGCAUUCUGCCAGAGUUCUUCCCUAAGAUUUUCGGCCCGAAAGAGGAUGAACCACUUGAUGUGGCAGGAUCCAAAAAAGCAUUUGAAGAACUGACAAAAGAAAUAAAUGCCUCGGCUGGUGCCAAUGGUGCGCAAUACUCGAUGGAAGACGUGGCUUCGGGUUUCUUGCGUGUCGCUAAUGAAGCCAUGUGCCGGCCUAUCCGAAACCUUACGCAAAACAAGGGGUAUGAUAUCAGUACACACAUCUUAGCAUGCUUUGGAGGUGCUGGACCGCAACACGCGUGCUCGAUUGCAAAGGCUUUGGGCAUGUCAAAGGUCUACAUUCAUCGAUACAGUGGCAUUCUUUCUGCAUAUGGCUUGAGUGUGGCAGAUAGUGUUGUGGAUAAGCAAUUACCUGCUUCUGCGGUGUACAGCGCUGACACCAAGCUGGCUAUCGUAGACAAUCUUGUCAAGCUUGCCGAAGAAGCAGUGAACGAACUGAUUGCUGACGAUAUUCGUCUCACAGACGUGCAGGUGCAGUACUUUUUAAAUUUGCGCUACGAAGGCACGGAUAACGCGGUGAUGACCCGUGGACCAGUAGGUGCAAAAGGAGAAUCUCCAAUAAAAAGUGCGGCUGCUCUAUGUGAGUACGCUUUUGAUGAAAGUUUUAUUGAGAAGUAUCAGCGCGAGUUCGGAUUUGUGCUGCAAAAUCGUGCCAUUCUGAUUGAUGAUGUCCGUGUCCGUGCAACGGUGUCGCCUUAUCUAAAAGACCCAGCUUUACAUGCUGACUCGAACGCCAGCGGUGCGGUAGAGCCGUGUUCGCCUCAUUCAACUAGCCUGUUCUACUUUGAAGCCAAAAAGACAUGGGAGCCAAUUCCUGUAUAUCUUCACGAACAUCUGAUGGCGACACGGGGAGCCAAGUACAGCGGACCCGCGAUAAUCAUGCAAGGCACGGCGACGGUUGUGAUUGAGCCAGAAUGGGAAGUACAAGUCAUGCCUAGUGGCGAUCUGUACUUGGUUCUGAGUGCUAAAGGUGAAGAAGCAAGCAAAGAUGAUGCUGUUCUGCGCAGUGAAGACGUCCCGCUCGACCCAAUUCAGCUUUCCGUAUUUUCACAUCGUUUUAUGGGUAUUGCCGAACAAAUGGGUCGCACACUGGCCCGUACUUCAGUUUCUGUAAAUAUCAAGGAGCGCCUGGACUUUUCUUGUGCCCUUUUUGGUCCUGACGGUGGACUUGUUGCAAACGCGCCACAUCUUCCGGUUCACUUGGGGGCCAUGCAACAAGCUGUACGCCAUCAACUCAAGUUCUGGGGUAAUGAUCUACAUAACGGAGACGUGCUCGUUUCAAACCAUCCACAGCUCGCUGGCGGCUCGCAUCUGCCAGACAUCACUGUCAUGACACCAGUAUUCGACAACUUGAGUGGCAAAAUUGAGUUUUUCGUUGCUAGUCGUGGACAUCACGCCGACAUUGGUGGCAUCUCACCUGGUUCCAUGCCGCCGCUCUCCAAGACGUUGUCCGAAGAAGGCGCAGCAAUUGUGGCUUUUAAGCUUGUGGAUGGCAAAGUAGGCGAAUUUCGAGAGAGCGAAAUAACGGACAUUCUUUUGCAAAAGGGACGGAUGGAUGACCGAGGACAGCCGUGUAUUGGUACACGUAACCUGCGUGACAAUCUUUCGGAUCUGCGUGCACAAGUCGCAGCCAAUCAACGUGGUGUUGUACUCAUGCGUGAACUGUGUAGUGAGUACUCACUGCCCGUUGUAACGGCAUAUAUGAACUAUAUCCAACAAGCUGCCGAGAUGGCCGUACGCAACAUGUUGCAUGAAUUUUCACUGCAGCGACAAUUACCUGAAGUUGGAGUCGUGCGCGCCGAAGACUUCAUGGACGAUGGCACAAAAAUUGCAUUGCAGAUUACAAUUGACCGCUGUACAAAGUCAGCAACCUUUAAUUUUGAGGGCACGGGACCAGAAGUCUUUGGCAAUGUUAACACGCCGCCAGCUGUGACAUAUUCUGCUAUCAUUUACUGUCUACGCUGCUUAUUGCCUGGUGAAGACUUGCCGUUGAAUCAAGGAUGCUUGACUCCUAUCGACGUACGUUUUCCAAAAGAAGGCAGUAUCUUAAAUCCAAGUGACAACGCUGCCGUCGUAGGUGGAAAUGUGCUUACAAGUCAACGUAUCACUGAUGUGAUUUUAAAGGCUUUUGGGGCUUGUGCGGCGUCUCAGGGCUGCAUGAACAACCUCACGUUUGGCAGCGCGACACUAGGUGGAUACUACGAGACGAUUGCGGGUGGUGCCGGGGCUGGUCCUUCUUGGCAUGGACGUAGCGGAGUUCAUACCCACAUGACAAACACUCGUAUUACAGAUCCCGAGAUUCUCGAAAAACGGUAUCCUGUACUGUUGCGAGCCUUUCACCUUCGUGAAGGGUCUGGGGGAACUGGUAAAUAUCGUGGAGGUGACGGAGUCGUGCGUCAGAUUGAGUUCCUGGAAAGCAUGACUGUAAGUAUUUUGUCAGAACGCCGUGCGUUCCAGCCGUACGGAUUGGAAGGUGGAGGACCAGGUGCACGUGGUAUAAAUCUGUUACAGCGCUGUGGCGGUCGCAUAGUGAAUUUAGGUGGUAAGAAUACUGUGGACGUACAACCAGGCGAGAUCUUGACGCUUUACACGCCUGGAGGCGGUGGUUUUGGAGCUGUCAAUUAG